GAGAAAAAAUAAUAUGGAAAAAUUUAAUUCCAAAUAGUCCAGAUGCAACCCGUCAUCUUCUUUUUUGUUUUGCAAAAGAGACUGCUAGUUUUAUUUAGGAAAAAUUUGAACAUUUGAAAAAUGAAAUUUUUUUAUUGAAGAAUAUUGAAUUUAAACUUGGUGAAAGUACUUUUGUAGUAAAGUCUAGUUUGUCAACUAUUUAUACCACAAUGAAUGAUGGCAAAACACUAAACGCUGUUGUAUCAAAUAUGCUUAAAAAAAGAAUUUCAUCUCAUUCCUGCCAUGUAUGCCUUGCAAAUUCUAAGGAGUUUAACUUGAAAACUAUUUGGAAAAAAAAUAUUAAUUUAAACAAGCAUGUUUUGAAACUUGGAAUUUGCAGUCUUCAUCAAUGGAUGCGCUGUAUGGAGUGGAUUUUCAAUACUGCUUGUAAACUCCCAGCUGUUAAGCAAGGAAGAAAUAUUCCAUCACAAAAGAGUAAAGAAUUUAUUGAAAACAAAAAAAAACUCCAGCAUUUAUUCAAGAUACAACUGAAUAUAAGGGUUUCUUUUGUCAGGAAAGGAUGUGGAACAACCAAUACUGGAAAUGUUGCUCGCAAAUUUUUUAAUAACCCGAUUGUGACAGGGAGAAUUUUAAACUUGGAUAUCAGAAUGAUUAAGUUGUUUCGAGAUUUACUCAUUGAUAUAAACAGAACAACUACAAGACCGGAUAUAAAGGUUUUCAAACAGAAAUCUGAACAUCUAUUUGCACUCAUAACUAAUGAUAAAUUUUUAAAAACCAUACCUAUGUCACAAUCUGUGCAUAGAGUGAUAGUUCAUGGUACUUCUUUUUUAAGGUAUUUUAAGUAUCCGAUAGGUUCUUUGUCUGAGAGUGCUAUUGAAGCCAGAAAUAAGGAAAACAAAACUGCUCGAAUUGGUCAUGCUCGUUUAACUUCUUUUGCAGAAAACACUAGGGAUACAGCUAAUUAUUUGUUUAUGACAUCUGAUAUGUACCUCUUUUACAAAAAAAACAAAAUGGAUAAAAAAAGAGUGAAAACAAAAUAGUUUAAGAAAGCAAAGUGACAGUUCUUCUGAUAACUGCUUAAAAUAAAGGAAGUAAGACCAUGAAGAAUCAUACUGAUGAGCUGUUCUGCGUUGAAUUUU
Hydra vulgaris (swiftwater hydra) is the source of this 1139-nucleotide messenger RNA. NCBI's taxonomy places the organism in Eukaryota, Metazoa, Cnidaria, Hydrozoa, Anthoathecata, Hydridae. The record is from RefSeq and is a predicted model, not a curated record.